AUGACAAGGAAUUGGCUGAUGGUUUUUAUCCUUUUCCCUCUGAAGCUUGUAGAAAAAUGUGAGUCAACCAUCGACCUCACUGUUCCUCCCAUUGUGAAGCUGGAAAAUGGCAGCUCAACCAGCGUCAGCGUCGCUCUUCAGCAUCCGUUAAAUGCAACUUUGGUGAUCACUUUUGAAAUCACAUUUCGUUCAAAAAACAUCACUAUCCUUGAACUCCCAGAUGAAGUUGUGGUGCCGCCCGGAGCAACAAACUCCUCUUUUCAAGUAACAUCUCAAAAUGUUGGACAAGUUACCAUUUAUCUGCACAGAAAUAAUUCCAACCAGACCGGCCCACGGAUCCGCUUCUUGGUGGUCCACAGCAACGUGAUUAGCAUCAUAGACCAGGUGGUUGGCUGGAUCUACUUUGUGGCCUGGUCCAUCUCCUUCUACCCUCAGGUGUUCAAGAACUGGAGGCGGAAAAGCGUCGUUGGUCUGAGUUUUGACUUUGUGGCCUUGAACUUGAUGGGCUUUGUGGCCUACAGCGUGUUCAACAUUGGACUCUUCUGGGUGCCCUCUAUCAAGGAGCAGUUUCUCCACAAAUACCCCAAUGGCGUGAACCCCGUGGACAGUAAUGAUGUCUUCUUCAGCCUGCACGCCACUGUCCUCACCCUGAUCGUCAUCCUGCAGUGCUCCCUGUAUGAGCGAGGCGCCCAGCGUGUGUCGUGGCCUGCUGUCGGGUUCCUGCUGCUCUCCUGCAUCUUGGCGCUCAUCACCAUGGUGGUGGCUGCGGUCGGGGUGACCAGUUGGCUGCAGUUUCUCUUCUGCUUCUCUUACAUCAAGUUGGCGGUCACGCUGGUCAAGUACUUCCCACAGGCCUAUAUGAACUUUCAUUACAAAAGCACCGAGGGCUGGAGCAUUGGCAACGUGCUCCUAGACUUCACCGGGGGCAGCUUCAGCCUCCUCCAGAUGUUCCUCCAGUCCUACAACAAUGACCAGUGGACGCUGAUCUUCGGAGACCCAACCAAGUUUGGACUCGGAAUCUUCUCCAUCUUCUUUGAUAUUGUCUUCUUCAUCCAGCACUUCUGCUUGUACAGAAAGAAACCAGGGCUUCAGGCCGCAUACACAGGUUCCGACAGCCGUCCCAGGCAAGAUCGGGCAGUGAGCUUGGAGCAGAGGGCCUUGCCCUACCUAACAACCAGUGUUUCUGGGAGCAGCCUGAAGGGCUGA
Chrysochloris asiatica (Cape golden mole) is the source of this 1206-nucleotide messenger RNA. It is a transcript of the gene CTNS, whose product is annotated as cystinosin, lysosomal cystine transporter. Gene Ontology annotation, biological process: L-cystine transport. Gene Ontology annotation, molecular function: L-cystine transmembrane transporter activity. Gene Ontology annotation, cellular component: lysosomal membrane. The record is from RefSeq and is a predicted model, not a curated record. The coding region runs from base 1 to 1206 and encodes 401 amino acids. Lineage: Eukaryota; Metazoa; Chordata; Mammalia; Afrosoricida; Chrysochloridae. The transcript is spliced from 11 exons.